GGCAGAUUGGUGGCGUUAAGGUGGUACGUGUUCAUGGAAACAAAAAUUUAGUUGGUCUCGGCAGCCAACGGACCGUCUACUGUAAAAAAGUACUGUUCAUCACUGUCUUACUUACCAUUUGCUUACAGGAUCAGCGUUUACGCUCACAGCCUGCCGAUCUCAUCUUAGUGUUGUAUUUCCCAUAUUUAUAUCGUCAUUUCCACGGGCUCUCACCUCUCUUUGUUGAUAAUUUUUUUUGCCACAGCACUAUUGAUCGACGCACUCCGAAGUCAGCGAGCAAUAGAACAAUGUCGAAUCAAUAUUCCUUUCCCCAUGCCUCCCUCAUCCUCCCAACCCUGACCACCCUCCUAGGCCUGACUGGUCUUGCAACGGGCGUAAACUCUCUCCUCUCAUCAAAACCAAUUGAUGCCAUCCGUCCGUUUGGCUUACAGGCGCCAAGUGCCACACACCCUAGCACCAACAACGACCCCCUGACAACGGCGCUUGUGCACGCUUAUGGGAUCCGAAACCUUGGAGGUGCGUUGGGAACACUUGGACUCACCGCAUUCUGGCAGAUGCAGGUUAAGGGCAGUGUUGCAGAGAGUGUAGCAAGGCGUUCACUGGGAUUGAGCAUGCUAUUGGGUACGGUGGUUGGAUUGGGGGAUGCGCUACUUGUCAGUCGAUUUGGUGAGGAAGUUGGUAGUAAGGUUGGAGUAGAGGCAAAGAAGGCAGGUUUUGGACACGGAGCAGCCGCGUUGAUCAUCGCUGCUGUGGGCUCGACGCUGUUGUGGUUCUAGAUGUGAUCUCAGAUACUACGAGGAAAGGAAAUGGCCAUGGUGAUUGGACUAAGAAGGCCAUGAAGAGACAUGGUGACCACAUCUGAGCUCAGGGUAUGGAACAUGUCCUCCUGACUUAUGUUGUCUUAUAGAUGUUACUCUGCUAAUUCCAAGACUUCUGCAUAGCCUUUCUAUAGUACGGAAGAGGGUGUAACGUCGAGUCAGUUACAAUC
Molecule: messenger RNA, 988 nt
Organism: Boeremia exigua
Lineage: Eukaryota; Fungi; Ascomycota; Dothideomycetes; Pleosporales; Didymellaceae
Exons: 1
Coding region: 288-776 (162 amino acids)
Source: RefSeq, a predicted model, not a curated record